Messenger RNA from Parastagonospora nodorum SN15, 501 nucleotides. RefSeq lists its product as hypothetical. The record is from RefSeq and is a predicted model, not a curated record. The coding region runs from base 1 to 501 and encodes 166 amino acids. Lineage: Eukaryota; Fungi; Ascomycota; Dothideomycetes; Pleosporales; Phaeosphaeriaceae. The transcript has a single exon.
AUGACAAAUAAGAAUCUCGAUGCCAUCCGCAUCGCGCCGAAGAGGAUCCAUGCGUUCUUUGCGUUCGCAAGACCAACAUGGAUAAACGAAAUCUCCGAAAAGGUCCACGACCAUGCUGAGGAUCAGUUCGAACUUUCUGGCCUGGUCCUUGACACCACCGCACUCGACAUCAUACGAGUCCACGAGGUCUUACGAGUUAUUUUCAUCGCCGCCAGAUUGAUAACCCAGGAGGAGAAGCUUAGGAAAUUCGAGGAACAAGCAAUGUUGAGGUCUGUCCUCGCACUGCACAUAUUGGACCACCAAGUCGACAGGGUCUCUCGCGAGCUGGCCGAAUCCACGAUUGACAAUGCCGAGCAUCAGAAAAGCCUCGACACAAUAGAAGCAAAUAGUAAGGCAGAGUUGGCGGCCCACAGACGUGCAGAUCAGCAAGUCGCGAGGAGGGCUUUUGCCUUGCGAUCGCAUCAGACUCGCGGGCAACUCAAGGUGAACCGCAUCGCAUAG